AUGGUGAAGCUGGGCAGCAAUCUGUCGGAGAAGCUGGAGAAGCAGCAGUCUGCGGACGAUGGCUUUGACAACAUCCCCCUCAUCACUCCUCUGGAGGUCAAGCAGCUCCAGCAGCCUUUCGCAGACAAGAUCAUUGUGAAGACAUCCACACAGUACCAGCUGCAGCAGAAGAAGAAGAACAAGCUGUACGUGCCGAACAUCAACAAACUGAAUAUCAACUUCUACAGUGAUGUUUCAGAGAAAGCCAAGAUCACAGGUCUGAUCCUCAUCACUUUGGCCUUCUUGACCAGCCUUCUCCUCCUGUUCAUGUACAAAGCCAUGUGGUACGACCAACUUACCUGCCCGGAGGGUUUUAUCCUUAGGCAGAAGCACUGCACCCCGGCAGCUCUGGAGAUGUACUACACAGAACACCAGCAGCAGCAGCAGCAGCAGCAGCAGCAGCAACAGAAUGAGCCAGGCGUCUACGGCGGCACCGACACCGGGCUGUACACCGCUCUCAGCCGCCUCAACCAGGUCAAGAGGACUGGACCUGAGCUGCCAUCGCCAUGGUUACCAGUCAUCGGCGCUCUGGAGGAGGCUGAGGUGGCCAAACAGGGCAGAGAGCCGCCGAAGGGAGCGCUGGAGAGAGAGGAGUGA
This is a messenger RNA of Xiphias gladius (swordfish), 636 nucleotides long. RefSeq names its product calcyon neuron-specific vesicular protein (gene caly). Gene Ontology annotation, biological process: clathrin coat assembly; G protein-coupled dopamine receptor signaling pathway; endosomal transport. The record is from RefSeq and is a predicted model, not a curated record. Gene Ontology annotation, molecular function: clathrin light chain binding. The coding region runs from base 1 to 636 and encodes 211 amino acids. Gene Ontology annotation, cellular component: membrane; endosome. Lineage: Eukaryota; Metazoa; Chordata; Actinopteri; Istiophoriformes; Xiphiidae. The transcript has 4 exons.